AUGGUCAACAUAUUCCAACGCCUCACUCGACGGCGAGCCCAAAGCUCCAACAGUAACCCACCCGAGUUAGACGCAGAUACUGCGGGCCCCAAUUCCGCAGCAUCCCAUCCGCACGGAAUACAUCGAACAGUGAGCACGAGUUCCGGCAAACGUAGCUGGCGGUACGAAGAGCCAGCGCCCCGGCAUUUACUUCUCAUCUCCGAUACAGUGGAGUUUGAUACCCACGUAGUCCACCGCUUCCAGGCAGAAGGAUUUGAUGUGAUCUAUAUCCCCUUCCUCGGCAGCGGAAAUGAAGAAAAGGAUGCAAAAGCGCUGAAGAAUGCGGUGCACGAGAAAGAAGACGACCUCGAGAAUGGAGAACGAUAUGCGAUAGUCGCAUACCACCGACCCGCCUACCUCCUCCUAUCCCUACACCACACAGUAUCCAGCCAUACAAACCCAUUCCCACACCUAUGCGCCUUGAUAACCUACUACCCCCUCUCCUCAACAGACCAAUUCACCUACAAGCAAAAAGAAAACUGCUCGCCGCCAGGCUGCUCAGACACAGGCUCAAUCUUUGGCCCAUCGUCCAAGUCAACAUAUCUCCCAAUCCAAAUCCACAUCCCAGGCCCACGAGUCCAGGCAUGCGCGCUAUGGCCAUGGAUCGAGCUCAGUGCCGCAGAAGGCGACGUCACAUACAAGAAAAAACACCGUUGCUACGUGUACACGUACCCAGGGUCCAGGGCUGGGUUCGCGGAGCGGGAAGUCGCCGAAGAGAAAGAAGGCGAAGUGGAUGUGGACUUUAGCGCAGAUGACGAGAUCAGCUCACAGUUGGCGUGGAGUCGUGCGCUGGGGUGUCUGCGGCGCUCGUUUAAUGUCGGGGGGCACUGGGCUGUUAUUGAUAUCGAGACUGUUUGGGAAGAGUACUGGGACCGUGUGAUUGGUGAGAUGGAGAUGCGGAAACGGAAUCAAGCUUCUGCUUCUGCUUCUGACCCGGCGGUGGAAAUGUUGACUGGUCAUGGCCAUUAUGGUGAGAUGGGGUGUCCCGCUGGUGAGGUUUUUGUGAAGUGUAUUCCUACCGACGCUGGGGGCUCUGAUAUCUCGAGCCUGAGGGAUUUCUUCGCUCAUGCGUAUUUUCCUACUGGACCGGUUGAUCAGCAUAUCCGCCUCUUGUCGCGCACUGUGGGUGCGGAUCGAAUCGUGGAUGAGAUGUUGUUUGCUUGUCGGCAUACUGCUGAGGUUCCGUGGCUGUUACCUGGUGUUUCACCGACGGAUCGAGAGAUCAAAGUCAUUAUCGUUGUGGUGGCAAGCUUCAGUGCCGGCCAGAUCACACGCCAGAGUCUUUAUUGGGAUCAGGCCGGUGUGCUUGUGCAGGUUGGAUUGUUGGAUCCGGGACUUGUGCCGUCAUCAAAAGCUGUCAGAAGCUAUUAA
Messenger RNA from Penicillium samsonianum, 1410 nucleotides. RefSeq names its product dienelactone hydrolase. NCBI's taxonomy places the organism in Eukaryota, Fungi, Ascomycota, Eurotiomycetes, Eurotiales, Aspergillaceae. The transcript has 3 exons. Bases 1 to 1410 code for a protein of 469 amino acids. Gene Ontology annotation, biological process: polyketide metabolic process. The record is from RefSeq and is a predicted model, not a curated record.